This is a messenger RNA of Daldinia vernicosa, 1748 nucleotides long. RefSeq names its product sphingoid long chain base kinase 4. Gene Ontology annotation, biological process: sphingosine biosynthetic process. Gene Ontology annotation, cellular component: intracellular membrane-bounded organelle; membrane; cytoplasm. Bases 125 to 1669 code for a protein of 514 amino acids. The record is from RefSeq and is a predicted model, not a curated record. The transcript has 3 exons. NCBI's taxonomy places the organism in Eukaryota, Fungi, Ascomycota, Sordariomycetes, Xylariales, Hypoxylaceae.
GUUUUGUACAAAGUGACCUUACCAAGCAUGUUGUAAACCGCGAGUCUCGUCGCUAUUCUCCCGUCAAUAUAGAUUUUGUCUUAUUUUCUUCCGUUCUCUAGUCGCUCGCUAUAAUUCUACAUCGAUGGCCGAAGUUACCUCCGUCGCAGCUCCCUCUCAGCCAGCCGCGAAGGAUGUUCUACUCCUCGACAAGGGUGUCUCAUUAUCCCUAACAAGUAAUUCGUUAAUCGUUAAAGACAAGAACCAAGCCAGGCGACACCGAAAGAAGCUCUGCGGCCUUGCCGUGGGCAGCGCUCCCGCCGAAUUUUCGAUUCCUCUCUACAAUAUCCUCUGGGCAGAGGUCGUCGCCGAACACUUGAUCGUCGAUUAUGCCGACCCUACAUCCAAAAAACACCUCCGCGCCGUCAAGCUGAGUUACGCGCUCGGCGAGACCGUUCCCAGCGUGGUAGACGUGUGGGUCGGCGUGGUUCUCGAGCAAGCGUACGGGACCGCCCAGCGAAAAAAGCGAGCCAAGGUAUUAGUCAACCCGCACGCGGGACCCGGAGGUGCCGAUAAGACGUGGGAACACGACGUGAAGCCGCUGUUCGAAGCGGCUCGCAUGUCGCUAGACGUGGUGCGCACAAAAUUCUCGGGCGAGGCCGUCGGGAUCUGCGAACAGCUCGAUAUCGACGCGUACGACAUCGUAAUACCUUGCUCGGGCGACGGGUUGCCGUUUGAGUGCAUAAACGGCUUGGGAAAGCGGCCCGACGCGCGUAAAGCCUUGCACCAGGUGGCCAUCGCGCACAUACCGUGCGGCAGCGGAAACGCGAUGAGCUGCAACUUGAACGGCACGCACCGGCCGAGCUUCGCGGCGCUCGCCAUCGUCAAGGGGGUAAGAAUGCCGAUGGAUCUGAUGAGCGUUACGCAGGGGGAUAAGCGAAUGCUCAGCUUUCUGAGCCAGUCGGUCGGCAUUAUAGCGGAGUGCGACCUGGGAACGGAAAACUUGCGCUGGUUGGGCGCCGCGCGGUUCAACGUCGGCCUAGUGCAGAGGAUAUUCAGCAAGAAGCUCUACCCGUGCGACAUCUCGAUGAAGGUAGAAAUCCCGGAGAAGGCGGAUAUCAAGGCCCACUACAAGCGCGAGCGCAACGGAUUCGACCAUACUACGCGGAGGGAGAACGGCGUCGCGAAGGAAUUAUCCUCGGCGGGCGGAUCUCCCUCGAGCGAGACGGAUUCGGGAGAGGGUCUACCGCCGUUACGAUUCGGGACGGUAAACGACAAGAUUCCCGACGACUGGGAAACGGCUUCGUACGACAAGCUUGGGAAUUUCUAUUGCGGAAACAUGGCGUGGAUGGCGCCGGACGCGAACUUCUUUACGGCGGCGUGUCCCAACGACGGGAUGAUGGAUGUCGUAUUAAACGACGGCGACAUCUCGGCGGCCAAGUAUCUCGAGCUGUUAAUGUCGGUCGAGAACGGCCGGCUGUUCGACAUUCCUCACGUAUCGUACCGGAAAGUUAUCGCCUACCGUUUCACACCUCGCAAUCAGAAAGACGGCUACAUCAGCAUCGACGGCGAGCACGUCCCGUUCGAGCCGUUCCAGGUCGAGAUUCACCAAGGAUUGGGUACCGUAUUAUCGAAGAACGGGAGGUACGAAGCGGCCGGCCCGUCCGGCUGGGAGAAAGCCAUCGUAUAAAUGCGGAAGAGAGUAAUAAGCAGGUUAUGUGAUACCCCCAGCGUAGAAGUAGAUUUAUCUUUGAACAACACGCGCACGA